Messenger RNA from Zingiber officinale, 1273 nucleotides. Its product is annotated as probable sodium/metabolite cotransporter BASS4, chloroplastic. NCBI's taxonomy places the organism in Eukaryota, Viridiplantae, Streptophyta, Magnoliopsida, Zingiberales, Zingiberaceae. The coding region runs from base 65 to 1255 and encodes 396 amino acids. The transcript is spliced from 13 exons. Gene Ontology annotation, cellular component: chloroplast envelope. The record is from RefSeq and is a predicted model, not a curated record.
ACCUCGUUGGCUGAACUACCUGUGCUGUACACAAUUGAUUCGAAGCUAUCCAAAAUUCCAAAAAAUGGCGGUGGCCGUCGCCCUUAGGAAUUUCCCUCUCCGGCCCGUGGCCACGAGUAGCUCAUCUCGCUCUCGAACCUACAAUUUUCCCUCUAGCUCUGCCAGCUUCUUCUCAAAAUCACUAUUCCCCGUCUCUUCUCCGCCGCUCUACUUAGAGCGCUCCCCUUCCCUUCGACUCCCUAGAGCUACCGGGGAAUUCGAUCAGGUUGGUGGUAGAGGAAAACAUAGUUUCCAGGAUUCAGCUUUUCAAAAGACAUCUAACUGGACCCAGCCGUUGUUGGACUUUGUCACAACCAACUUCCUUCCUCUUGCUCUUCUAAGUGGGAUAGCUCUUGGACUUGCAAAUCCAACUCUUGGCUGUGUUGCACACAAGUUCUCGUUGUCCAAAUUUAGUACUUUUGGUAUAUUUUUUCUUUCGGGGAUUAUGUUGCGCAGUAGAGAGCUUGGUGCAGCUGUAGAAGCUUGGCCUGUAGGGCUUUUUGGUCUAGGCUCAAUUUUGUUGCUAACUCCAUUUUUCUCAAGGCUUGUUCUACAAAUUCAGCUGGCGCCUUAUGAAUUGAUCACUGGAUUGGCUGCCUUUUGUUGCAUGCCGACUACCUUAUCAAGUGGAGUUGCUUUGACACAGCUUGUUGGUGGAAAUACUGCUUUGGCUCUUGCAAUGACAGUGCUCUCUAAUUUGCUAGGUAUUCUUAUUGUCCCAUUUUCACUUUCAAAGUUGAUAGGAGCAGGAACUGGGGUAUCCGUGCCUACUGAACAGUUAUUUAAGAGCCUUGUUAUGACACUUUUGGUUCCACUCAUUCUAGGAAAGGUCCUUCGUGAUUCAUCAGAAAGCAUGGCAGAAUUUGUUGAUCGGAAUCGCCAAUCUUUGUCCAUGUUAAGUGCCGUGCUUCUUAGUCUCGUGCCAUGGAUGCAAGUGAGCAGGUCCAGACCUCUGCUUUUGACAGUUAAGCCUGCAGUGUUUGCUACUGCAGUGGGCAUGGCAACGCUCCUACAUUUUUUGCUAUUGGCAUUCAACAUCAUUUCAGUGAAGAGCCUCUCAGUUGUUUCUGGUGGUGACAAGUCCAUUUUCUCAAAGAAUGAAAAUGCUCGUGCAGUCAUAAUAGUUUCUAGUCAGGUAUCAAAAAGCUAUGCUUUAGUUUCAAUGAGUGUGACAUCCCAAUGCACCCAUGUAUGGGCAUUUGGACGUUAUAAUUGACUAUCCGGACCAACUGAA